AGGACAGGUCCCUGCCUACGAUCAUGGUGGACAAACGUGAUGAUGGCUCCGGGGAGCGGGAGAUGCGUAUGGUUGUCAAUUACCAGGCUCUAAAUGUCCUUACGAUAGCCCCUGAUUUUCCACUACUUCCCAUCCAAACCAUUUGGGAGCUGCUGGGAGCCGCCAAGUAUUUUUCCACCUUGGAUCUUGAAGCAGGAUUCCAUCAAAUACGCAUGGCUAAGGAAGACCGUUGGAAGACGGCUUUCCGGUCCGUUGUCGGAUUAUUCGAGUACCGCGUGACGCCUUUCGGCCUUAAGGAAGACAAAAUCGAAGCCAUCCGGCAUUGGCCAGAGGUGCUGGAGAACGAAACGCAAGUGCGCCAGUUCCUCGGUACCAUAAAUUACUGUCGCAUGUUCAUGGGACCGGACUAUGCAGACGUUGCCCUGCCGCUGGUUGAUAUAACGCGUAAAGACUUCAGUUUCAAAUGGACAGAGCUUCACACGCAAGCGGUGCGGCAGCUCGAACAGCACUUAAUAGACUUCACUACCUUACAGGUCCCUGACACGACGAAGCCCUUCGAGUUAUACACAGAUGCCUCUGGUUACGCAAUCGGAGCAGUCCUCGAACAAGACGGUAAACCAAUCGGCUUCCUAGUCUACUGA
Molecule: messenger RNA, 641 nt
Organism: Eimeria necatrix
Lineage: Eukaryota; Apicomplexa; Conoidasida; Eucoccidiorida; Eimeriidae
Exons: 2
Source: RefSeq, a predicted model, not a curated record